UGGCAUCAAGAGGCUGCAAGCAUCCGGCAGACGCAUUUUGCUAUGUCUGCGGCCAAUUUAUCAAGACAAGAGCGAAAAAGUACUCCGUGGAAGCAUCUUCUAAGAUGUGUGAGGCCUACAAGGCAUAUUUCCACAUGCCUGUUGGGGAUCCAGACAAACCCUGGGCACCUCAUUUCACCUGUGAGAAAUGCAAACAAAACUCUGGAAGGAUGGUACAGAGGGGAAAAGAGAGCCAUGAAGUUCGCUAUCCCAAGAAUUUGGCAGGAACCCACUGACCACUCAAGCAACUGCUACUUCUGCAUGGUGGACCCUUUCAAACGUCGGACUGGCAAUAAUGCACCUGCUAUCACGUAUCUGGACCUUCCUUCAUCCAUCGCCCCGGUGCCACACUGCGAAGAGAGCAGCAAGUCAGAGAGCGAGAGAUAUGUUGUAGAUCCAGAUGACUAUUUCAGAGGUGGAGCUGAGGAAAGAAACCCAUACUACCCCAACCAAAAAGACCUCAACAACUUGAUGAGAGAUCUUGGUCUCACCAAGUCCAAUGCCGAGCUUUUGACGUCUAGGCUUAAGCAGUGGAACUUGUUGGAUGAAAGCGUGCAAGUCGCAGAUCAGAGGAAGUGUCACCAAUCUUCUUGCAGCUUCUUCACCCAUCAAAAUGGGCUCUACUUCUACCACAAUGUAACCAGUCUAUUCGAGGCAAUCGGAAAUGCCUGUAACCAGAAUGAGUGGCGCCUCUUCAUUGACAGCUCAUCCAGGAGCCUCAAAGCCGUGCUGCUCCAUAAUUGUAACAAGUACCCGUCUCUUCACCUGGCUCACUCGGUGCACCUCAACGAGGAUUACAACAGCAUCAACACCUUGCUGGAUGCCUUGAAGUAUGAUGAGUACGGCUGGGAGGUCAUCAAACACUUCAAAAUGGUGGCAUUCCUGAUGGGUCUCUAAGGCGGUUUUGCCAAGUUUCCCUGCUAUCUUUGCCUUUGGGACAGCAGGGACACCAAGGCGCACUACCACAGGCAGGUCUGGCGACAGCGGACCGAGUUUUCUGUGGGGAGGAACAACCUCAAGUGGGAGCCACUGGUGGACUCCCGGAAGGUGCGGAUGCCACCACUGCACAUCAAAUUUGGCCUUAUUAAACAAUUUGUCAGAGCUGUAGAUAAGGAGUCAGCAGCCUUCAAGUACCUUCAAGACUUAUUCCCUAAGCUGUCUGAGGCAAAGGUCAAAGCCGGUUUCUUCAUCGGACCACAGAUACAGAAGAUCCUGGAGUGCAAUGAAUAUCCAAAGAAGCUCACUAGUAAAGAGAAAGCAGCUUGGAACAGCUUUGUCGCAGUGGUUCGUGGCUUCCUGGGAAAUCACAAGGUCGAAACUACGUAGAGCUGGUUGAGACUGGUGAAGUACUACGGCACAAUGGGCUGUAGGAUAUCUCUUAAAGUCCAUAUCCUUGAUGCUCAUCUUGAUAAAUUCAAGGAGAACAUGGGAGCGUAAUCGGAGGAGCAAGGCAAGCGCUUCCACCAGGAUAUACUGGACUUUGAACGCUGCUACCAAGGACAGUAUAAUAAGAACAUGAUGGGAGACUACAUUUGGGGGCUGAUUCGUGAAAGUGAUUUAAAGUAUAAUCGUAAAUCUUGAAAAAUUAUUCACUUCUAAAUCUUUUGUAGUCAUUUCUUUAUUAGUUUAGUAUAAAUGCAUGUUAAUAUUGAUAAAUAUGUUGUUUUUUCUGACUUUAUGUGAACGAAGAGACACAAUAUCGCCCAUUUUCUCAUUGAAAAUAGGUAAAUUUCAAAAUAUCAAUGUCCUGGACUUUAAAGCAAAGUUUGUGGAGAAUAAUAGACAUGUUUUAUACUUUUUAGGCAUAAGCAAUUAGGAAAUAAUGCUUACUACCCAGGAACAAAAAUUGUAUUAUAUAGUGUAAUCCGCCAAAUAAUCUAAACACAUGUUUCAAAAUGUGGAGGGAAAAACUGGAGAACCCAGAGAAAAUUACACAUGACCACGGGGAGAGCAUGCAAACUCCAAAUAUACAGGCAUCAAGGGUUGAGAUCGAACCUACUGCCUCCUGUAUACCAGGUAAGGUAGUUAACAUUUUGUCACCGUAGCACCACUAAUGUGUACUCAUUAAAAUUAUGAUAGUACUGAACUUAUAAUUAAUGCGCAGUUAAAUAAAUGUAUAUAUUUUUUUCCGUAACAAAACAGUACGAAAAUAAUUGGCCAAAAAUAUGAAAUGCAAUUUCCAUGGGUGAUUUCCCACCCACUGAAUGACUUGCAUAGGUUAAACAGUCAACAAACUUCAGAAAAAGUGGCACAGAAUGGAUGUGCAGAUUUAAUCUUGGGCACCAAAGCUAUCUGUCUAUACAUUGCUUUUUCAAUGGGUGCAUAUUGACUACAAAUGUACGUUUUGCAGGAAGCACAGAGGAAUAGAAUGUUAUCUUAAGUCAGACACCACAGCUCGAAUGCUGGACCAUAGCCUGUGUUCUACAAUAUGUUGUCCACAGUAUUGACACAUGAUAGUUUUCACCAAAAGAUAUGCAUGCUUGCACACAUGAUGUGCUAAGCCCCAAUAUUCUUGUAAAGUGUGGUGCACACCUUUAAUGUGUAAUUUUUAUGGCAAGGUAGACCACCCUUUUAUCUGCCAAAAAAUAAACCCAUGAUCUACCUUUUUCAACUGUAUGAAGUGAAUUGAUUAUCAUCAUUUCAUUAAACGUAAACUAAAACAAAACUAUACGAUUUUAUCAGGUAAGGUCCACUGAGCUAUAUAACUCUUUUUCAGAAGUGACCCGGCCACAAAUGAUAGCACAUCCAAGUGGCUUAUCAUGUGGACAUUUAAAGCAGCCAAAUUCUUAAACGCAUGUUUCUAAAUGUGUAUGGGAAAACCAGAAGACCUGGAGAAAAAUUGACACAACCACGAAGAAAACAUGCAAACUCCAAAUAUGCAAGAGGUGACAGGGUCGAGAUUGAACCUAUGACCUCCGAUAUACCAGCCGAGGUAGUUAACAACUCGUCACCCUGAAACAUGUUCACGUGCCACUGUUGUUGAAGUGAACAGGGCUUUCAAGAUAUUUGGGCUCAUCCACCAUACUCGAAUAUGUGUGGCGAUAAUGAAACAAGACACGCAUGUGUAGAACAUAAGAAAUGGACCACUCUUUUAAUUAUUUCCUCGUGCCGCAAUGGAGUAAAGUGUGGUUUUGUGAAGGUCCUUACGUGCUGUGCAGUCCAUCAAUGCACGUGUGUACACCAGCAUGCGAUACUGAGUCGGGCCUGUAGGUGAUUGGCAGGAUUAUCGAGUUACCUGACCUGUACACCAGUCACGUGGUUAAUGGCGACUCGGUGGAGGAUUGCCGUGUGUGACACACGUGCUGUUGCAUUUUACAGGUAAAGGACCCAAAGGUUGUUUUUGAUAGUUAUAAAAAUGUGCUAGUCUUGAAGCUUGGCUUUGAAUUUGUAGUUUGUGAUAUGCUCAAUGGGAGGGUGUUUAGCACUGUCCACUGUAAAGGAUGACGUACUGUAAUUAAUGCUGGUAAUUCUCUAACCCUAAUACUGUUUAUUCUAUAACCCUGCCCAUGCACCCAGAGUAUGACUACUUGCAAUGCUAUUAAAAAUAGAACACAUGUAAGUUGUACAAUGGUGACAAGUACAGUACAUAUACAGUACACAUACAGUACAUAUAAUGGGUGUAAUAGAUAGACAUACAGCGUGGGGUUAAAGUAAUAUUCGAAUAGUGAAGUGUAGAGGUUAUGAUUAAAGAGAAAUAUAUAUCAGUAGUGGAACUGGGAUUAAAGGAGACCGCUAUUGAGUAACCUGACUUGUACAUCAGUAACGUGGUUAAUGGCGACUAGGUUGAGAAUUGCUGCGUGUGACACACGUGCUGUUGCAUUUUACAGAUUACCACAAUAAAUAUGUUUGCCCUCGA
Messenger RNA from Lethenteron reissneri (Far Eastern brook lamprey), 3895 nucleotides. RefSeq lists its product as uncharacterized. Lineage: Eukaryota; Metazoa; Chordata; Hyperoartia; Petromyzontiformes; Petromyzontidae. The record is from RefSeq and is a predicted model, not a curated record.